This is a messenger RNA of Saprolegnia parasitica CBS 223.65, 3072 nucleotides long. RefSeq lists its product as hypothetical. Lineage: Eukaryota; Oomycota; Saprolegniomycetes; Saprolegniales; Saprolegniaceae. The transcript has 14 exons. Gene Ontology annotation, cellular component: MKS complex; ciliary transition zone. Bases 1 to 2970 code for a protein of 989 amino acids. Gene Ontology annotation, biological process: cilium assembly. The record is from RefSeq and is a predicted model, not a curated record.
AUGGACGCGCCCGCAGUGGCCUCACCCAAGCGCGUCGCCGGCGCGAUCCUGUCUGCGAGUCCGUCGCAGCUGUGCUGGAACGUGUGGCCCAAGCCGUGCGACGCCCGGGCGUGCGUCAACUGCAUGGCGACGACGGUGCCCAGUCGCGACGGCUCAAUGUGUCUCCCGUGCGACAAUACGACGCUCGGUAUCCGCAACAACGACUGCCACUGCCGGCCCGGCAUGGUCCUCGUCGACCGCCACGCUAAUGCGACGCCACUCGCGGCCAAGACGUGUCUGCCGUGCACGAAUGGCAGCGUCGACGCCUCGGGCUACGUGUGCACGCCGUGUCCCGUCGACAUGCUUGCAACGAGCCAAGGCUGCGCCUGUCGCCCUGGCUUUGUCAACACGGGCAUCGCCGCGCUUGGCCCGCUGACGUGCGUCGACCAAGGCAACGUGUCGGCGAUCACGGCCAUGUACCCUCUCCAGUCGGCGACGUUGGUGUCGUUUCCAGACGCGUCGACGCCACGAACGUUUACAAGCGGUGCGAUCGUUGAACAGUCGUCUUCCUGCGCCUUUAACGCCGUCGUCGUAGCGAUCCUCGAGCACUAUUUUACGUCGGCGGCCAUCGGAUGCUACUACUACAGCAACGAAGACAACAAUGGCGCGUGCCAGACCCUCGGCAAUCUCUGCGUCCUCCAGAUGUUUGCGACGUCGAGCGCAGCGUGCAGUUUGCUGCGCCAGCUCGCGUCGUCGAGCCGCCUCACGACCUCGAACGGCAUCAGCGGCUGGAGUGCGACGCUGCCCUUCCUCCUCUACAAUGGCGGCGCGACCUCGAUUCUCACCCAGACCUCUCUGCAGCUCACGAUGUCGUUUUCGGCCGCGGCCAACCCGGCGACCAAUGACACGCUGCAGUUCAUGCUGGCGUCGUAUACGCUCAACGGAACGUACUUGGGUCUGCGCCCACUCUCGACGCAGUUGCUGCUGUGCGACCCGACGGCCCGCGGCAACUUCGGCUACGGCCUCGACUGGCUGCGCUUUGGCCUGAGCAAGACGUUUGCGUACAGCUGCGACUUGACGACUGCGUUCGCGUCACCGCCGAGCGUGCUUCUGUACGAGUUGUAUCUUGUGGACAAUGACAAUACAUUGCUGCCCGUGCCGAUUCGCGUGCUCAACUAUCGCGACGGGCGGAACGUGGCCGUCAAUUCCAACCGCGCGCCGACCGACGUCGAAGGCGACCAGCUUACACAUCGCUUUUACAUAUUGGACGCUGCGUCCGGCGUCGCGUCCGGCUACACGACACCGCGCGUCAUCUCGUACGCGUCACGCUUACACCUCUCGAUUCCAACCCAAGCGUCCAGCGUCAGCGCGCUCUACCCGCCCGUCUUGACCAUCGAGUACACCGCGAUCGAGUCGCCGCACGCAAUUGUAUCAAGUAUCUUUCAAGUCCAAUACUCCUCGAGCACCAAGGCGUUUUGGUCGGUCGCGCUCGCGCUCUUUGUGCUCGCGUGUGUCGUCUCAGGCUGCAGCGUGCUCUUGCAGUACUACACGUGGCAGCGGCGGCACACGCGGGGCAACGACCUCAGCGCGUCCACGUUCACCACCGUCCUGUUUUUAAGCCGCAGUUCGGCGUCGACGCUCUCGACGUGGAUGGUCGGGUACGUCGUCGUCGUCCGUGCGCGGAACUUAGUGCCACGAUGCAGCAUUUUGAGCGUCCUCACGGGCUACUACCUGAUCUUUUUCAAGCUCCAGUCGGCCGUCUAUACGCUGCUGCCGGAACACAACCCGUCGUAUGGCAUGUACAACGAGUACGCGCCGUUCCAGAUCGUCCUCGUCGGCGCUGCAAGUGCCAAGACCUUUGCGCUGCUCUGUACGGUCUACGACCAAGCGAGCAUCGAAAUGUUCUUUCUGGACUGGGAAGAGCCCCGCGGAACGCCCGAGAACCCAUCGCCUGUGAGCAUUUGGCGAACGAUCCUUGUCGCCAACGAGUGGAACGAGCUCCAGACCGCGCGCGGCUCGUCGUUGCCUCUAACGCUACUCGGUCUCUUGUGGCUGCUUCUCGGGUGCGAGUACGCCAACUUGGCAUCCCCGCAGCCGCUCGUCUACGGCAUGAGCUUUGGCGCUCCGAACGAAUACCUUCGCUUCGCCAACGUUGUCGCGUGGUGGGUCGUUCUCACCGCGUCGCAGUGGCUCUGGCGCUGGCUCAUUUAUGAGCGAUGGAUCGCGGAGCCGCGGCACCUGCUCUUCCUCGACCUCUGCACGUUGGCCAAAGUGAGCUGCGUGCUUUUGGACGAAGCGUACCACGGGUACUACCUCCAUUGCCGGUCGCCGUACGCAUUUGCCGACGGCUCGAUGCUCGACUUGACCGAGCAGCUCAAGCAAGAAGCAGCGGGUCUCACGGCGUCGCGCGGCCUCGACGGCGGCCCCGACGACUGCCAGUGUUUCGAGCUCUUCUUGACGAAAGCUUGGCGGAAGCGCUUCAUGAAGCUUUACGGCGCCGAAGAGGCCAAAGCACACACGCAGCCAACGCUCUUGCACGACGUCCUCGAGCGCCGACGUACGAACACGCUGCUGGCGCCCCCGCGCAAAGCGGCGCCGUCGCCGCACCUCGUCCGCGCCGGGCACAAGCUCAAUAAGUUUUGCGGACGUUUGUCGACAACAUGGACGAAAGCUACCGGUGGAAGAUGGUGUCGGGGCAGCCGUGCAUGGCGCGCUACUUUCGCCUCCCGCCCGACCUCAGCGCGGCCAAGGCGUCGCUCUUGGUACCUGAUGCCAGUGCGUCCAGUUUUACCGCGACGAUCUUUCUCGGCCUCGAGACGGAACUCAUGCUCUGGAACAUUCUCGUCUUUGCCACGUGCGACUUGUGGUGGGGCAACCACGCCGUCUCGGCGCUCUGGACCUAUGUCGCCGAGUUGGCACUGGUGCGGUUGCGCCAGCACUGGGGCACGCAGAACGUCGCCAAGCGAACGCUCGUUGACGCCCGCUUCUUGAUCUGACGUCGUGAUUUCUUAUCUCUUGAGUAGCCGAUAGAUAGCAACCGUGAUACCAACAAAGAAGCGUCGUACACAAAGGAACACGAUGGAGAUGACGGAC